GCAGCCUUCCAUCACGGAGAGCCCAGCUGUCAGCUGCCUCUCGGGAAGAUGCUGUGUCGCUGGGCCAGUGAGGGUGUGGGCAUGCGUGUGCGUUUGGCCACAGUCCUGGCAGCGCUGUGGUUCUGCAUCACAGGUGCCGUGGAGGUCCAGGUCCCCGAGGACCCCGUGGUGGCCCUGGUGGGCACCGAUGCCACCCUGCGCUGCUCCUUCGCGCCCGAACCCGGCUUCAGCCUGGCGCAGCUCAACCUCAUCUGGCAGCUGACGGACACCAAACAGCUGGUGCACAGCUUCGCCGAGGGCCGGGACCAGGGCAGCGCCUACGCCAACCGCACGGCGCUCUUCCCCGACCUGCUGGCGCAGGGCAACGCGUCCCUGAGGCUGCAGCGCGUGCGCGUGGCUGAUGAGGGCAGCUUCACCUGCUUUGUGAGCAUCCGGGACUUCGGCAGCGCCGCAGUCAGCCUGCAGGUGGCGGCUCCCUACUCGAAGCCCAGCAUGACCCUGGAGCCCAACAAGGACCUGCGGCCUGGGGACACGGUGACCAUCACGUGCGCCAGCUACCGAGGCUAUCCGGAGGCCGAGGUGUUCUGGCAGGACGGGCAGGGCGCACCCUUGACGGGCAACGUGACCACGUCGCAGACGGCCAACGAGCAGGGCUUGUUCGACGUGCGCAGCGUCCUGAGGGUGGUGCUGGGCGCUAAUGGCACCUACAGCUGCCUGGUGCGCAACCCUGUGCUGCGGCAGGACGCUCAUGGCUCCGUCACCAUCACGCCCCAUAGAAGCCCCACAGGUGCCGUGGAGGUCCAGGUCCCCGAGGACCCCGUGGUGGCCCUGGUGGGCACCGAUGCCACCCUGCGCUGCUCCUUCGCGCCCGAACCCGGCUUCAGCCUGGCGCAGCUCAACCUCAUCUGGCAGCUGACGGACACCAAACAGCUGGUGCACAGCUUCGCCGAGGGCCGGGACCAGGGCAGCGCCUACGCCAACCGCACGGCGCUCUUCCCCGACCUGCUGGCGCAGGGCAACGCGUCCCUGAGGCUGCAGCGCGUGCGCGUGGCUGAUGAGGGCAGCUUCACCUGCUUUGUGAGCAUCCGGGACUUCGGCAGCGCCGCAGUCAGCCUGCAGGUGGCGGCUCCCUACUCGAAGCCCAGCAUGACCCUGGAGCCCAACAAGGACCUGCGGCCUGGGGACACGGUGACCAUCACGUGCGCCAGCUACCGAGGCUAUCCGGAGGCCGAGGUGUUCUGGCAGGACGGGCAGGGCGCACCCUUGACGGGCAACGUGACCACGUCGCAGAUGGCCAACGAGCAGGGCUUGUUCGACGUGCGCAGCGUCCUGAGGGUGGUGCUGGGCGCUAAUGGCACCUACAGCUGCCUGGUGCGCAACCCUGUGCUGCGGCAGGACGCUCAUGGCUCCGUCACCAUCACAGGGCAGCCCAUGACCUUCCCCCCUGAGGCCCUGUGGGUGACCGUGGGGUUGUCUGUCUGUCUUGUUGCACUGCUGGUGGCCCUGGCCUUCGUGUGCUGGAGAAAGAUCAAGCAGAGCUGUGAGGAGGAGAAUGCAGGUGCUGAGGACCAGGAUGGGGAUGGAGAGGGACCCAAGACCGCCCUGCGGCCUCUGAAACACUCUGAAAACAAAGAAGAUGAUGGACAAGAAAUAGCCUGACCACGAAGACCAGGGAGCUGCUGCUCCGGCCUGGGGGCUCCCACCUCUGGCUGCACCGGGGCCUCAGUGUGAGCCCUGCCCCCAACAGAUGGCUCCCACUCCGGCAGGUCUGCCCAUUCUCCAAAGGACAGAGAGACCACCCCGCAGCCUUCUUUCUCCGAUGGACGUGAUUCCCAAGUCAUCUUGCUGCCUUAUUUCUCCAGUGACACGAUACAUAUACCAUCCUGCUGUCU
Molecule: messenger RNA, 1892 nt
Organism: Odobenus rosmarus divergens (Pacific walrus)
Lineage: Eukaryota; Metazoa; Chordata; Mammalia; Carnivora; Odobenidae
Gene: CD276
Product: CD276 molecule
Exons: 9
Coding region: 49-1659 (536 amino acids)
Source: RefSeq, a predicted model, not a curated record